Messenger RNA from Rubroshorea leprosula, 1798 nucleotides. The record is from the annotation of a GenBank genome assembly. Lineage: Eukaryota; Viridiplantae; Streptophyta; Magnoliopsida; Malvales; Dipterocarpaceae.
CUGAAGAACAGCACACCGAAUCGACUUCACAUCUAUUUGAGGUAAAAAUGGUUUCAUUGAGAGAACUCACAGAGCAACGAGGUAACCAGGGCAGAGAGGGAGAAGAGGAGGGGGUUUUGUCAGUGGAGCCUAUCACGAUGAUAGUGCCGCCGGAGUUGCAGGAUGUACCGGAAGCAACGGCGUCUGAGAACAGUGCCGAUUCCAACGCCAGCGACAACGGUGACGACCACCUUAGUGCGUCGUCGAGCAGCUCGUCUAGCGAAGAAACACCCAGCCGUGAAGAAGGGGUGGGGGACGUGGACCUGCCCGCUGGAUUCAGGUUCAGGGCCGCACUUCAUCACGAAGUAGCAGAUUGUACGCCCUCCAUAAGUGGAUAUAAAAGGCUCGAGGAGAUGGUGAGGGCGUACCACAUCCCCAAAACCAUACUGCUGCGGACUGGCGAGCAGAACGAAAGGGCAUGCACGGUGUCGCGGACGGGCUGGAUCCCAGUAUAUGCGGACCACUUUGACGCCGGCCUGCGGUUUCCCCUGCCCGGCCUGGUGUUCGAUCUGCUCGCAGAAUACGAGCUGGCACUGACGCAGCUAACGCCCAACAGCAUAAGGUUCAUCAUGGGCUUUAUGCUGUUGUGCGCAAGAUUGGAGGUGCCAGCUAAAGCGAUAGUGUUCAGGUCGCUAUUCCAGUGCCGGUUGUGUCCGAACUCACGAGGAGCGAAGUGGUACUACCUCUCUGGGAGGGAUAAAAGCCAGCUCUUCAAAAACGGGGAGGGUCUUAUAGAUCUAGAAGCCCUGGUUACCUCGGAGCAGCUCGCCGUGUUCGGGUUUGUCGAUGUGACAAACUUGAUCAGCGAAGCGUCAACGUGCCCAGAGUUCCCGAGGGCGUGGGGCGAGCAGCGCGCAACCCCGGCAAACUCGGUUCGACGAGCGGCCACCCUCAGCGCCUCAACCACGCAGCUCUUCACACCGGGAUCCAGCUCGUCGUCAAGGCCACGUGCGGAUCACAGAGUUGAGACGGCGGCCCCGGGCGCGCGCAGACGCACGCGCGAGGAGACAGAGAGCGAGGAGGAUGAAGUCCCCCUAGCCAGGCGCAUAAGAAGCGGGGGGACUCAGCCCGCUCAGGCGGCUCGUCCUACAACGGUGCGUUCGCCCGACGCACCGUCAGCGACCGCGCGGGCGUCAGUCGAGCCCGCCUCUGCAUCAGCUUCAUCCUCGGGCCCCAGGAUUGCUUAUCCUGAGGGUUUCAGCUACAUACGGGCGGAGUGCCAGCCCGCCAUGGGUAAGAGCCUUGCUCCCCUCGCUGACACAACUGUGAGGCUGAGGUGGGAUUUGAACGAGGAGGGUGUGCCUGUCUGGCCACCGUCCGUGCUGGAGGACAGGGAGGAUCCAGCAAGACUGUCCUCUUUUGACGCCUGGGUAGAGGGUGCUCCUGUGGCUGAGCAGGAGCCUUCAAGCACCCCACCCAACUCUCAGCCCGCUGCUGUGCCAUCCAGCUCCCCGGUCAACGCGCCAGCCUCUGAGCCCGCUGCCCGGUCUCCUCCUGCUCGCUCUCCAGCAGCCGCUGCUGAUGCAUCCAUGCCCGUCGACCUAACGGAUGACUAGAUUUAGGGUUUUUUCUUUUGAUUUUUUGUACCUUGUUUUUGCAUUUUUGUAUUUGAUCAAUGGAUCCAUAUCGCGUAUACAUUCAAUGUAAACAUCUUUGAUGAAAUACAAAAAUGAAUAUUUCUUUGAAUUCUUGCUGUGUUUCCGGUAUACCCUUGUUUACAACUGUCGAAUAACGACUUGAAUAAAAGAAUAGUAUACAA